This is a messenger RNA of Dreissena polymorpha, 2193 nucleotides long. RefSeq lists its product as uncharacterized. Gene Ontology annotation, biological process: DNA integration. Lineage: Eukaryota; Metazoa; Mollusca; Bivalvia; Myida; Dreissenidae. The transcript is spliced from 4 exons. The record is from RefSeq and is a predicted model, not a curated record. Bases 1 to 2193 code for a protein of 730 amino acids. Gene Ontology annotation, molecular function: nucleic acid binding.
AUGUACAGGCAGCACGUGCUACGUAUUGGUCAUGACAAUAUGAUAUCAGGUCACCUGGGUAUAAAGAAGACUACAGACCGCAUUAUUGCCGUGUUCUACUGGCCAGGGAAAAUAGACACUGAAACAGUAGCAGACGCACUUCUAGACAUAUUUAGCAGGGUAGGUCUACCCAAUGAAAUGCUGACCGACUUAGGGAAACAGUUUGUUUCCGAUCUUAUGAAGGAAAUAUGCAGGCUUCUUGACAUCAAGAAACUGACUACCACGCCAUACCACCCGCAAUGCAAUGGCCUAGUUGAAAGGUUCAAUGGAUUCCUGAAGUCGACGUUGAAGAAGAUGUGUGAGGACCAACCACGUGAAUGGGAUCGAUACAUUCCAGCACUUCUGUUUGCUUACCGCGACAGCGAACAAGAGAGUUUAGGUUUCUCGCCGUUUGAGCUUAUAUACGGGAGGACGGUGCGGGGGCCACUCACAGUCUUGAAAGAAAUUUGGACCUCAGAAACUGGUGAUACAGAGACGAAGACAACCUUGCAAUAUGUGAAGGAUUUGAGAGCACGACUAGAUGGAACGAUGAGAUUAGCACAGGAAAAUUUGAAGAAAGCAAGUGCAAGGUAUCGAACGUACGCAAAUAAAGGCAAGAAGAUGCGGAGUUUUGUUGUCGCUGACAAGGUCUUGCUUCUACUCCCAACAGACAACAAUAAGCUGUUGAUGCAGUGGAAGGGGCCGAUUGAGAUCAAAGAAAAGGUAAACGACAGGAACUACAUAAUAGAAAUAAAUGGCAAUCUGAAAAAGUACCACGCAAACAUGCUUAAGAAGUUUGUUAAGCGUGGGGAAUUUGGGCAGAAGGUCAGCGAAGAGACUUCGGAGACACACGUCAAUGAUUUGCAGGCACUCGUCGUAGAUGACAGUCAUGUUGAACGUGAAAAUCAAUCGUCUUCAAGAGAAGUAGGGGUAGAACUACCUGAAUUAGAACCACAUGAGGGAAUUGAGCAUGUGAAUAUCAACCCUGAUCUGCAUGAGACUGAGAAGCAAAUGCUCAGACGAUUGUUUACAGAGUACAGUGAUGUUUUAACCGAUGUGCCAGGGAAUACCAAGAUUCUCGCACACAAGAUCGUCUUAACAUCAAAUACCCCGAUAAGAACAAAGGCUUACCCGGUACCACAUGCUAUGAAAGCUGAAAUUAAAACUGAAGUUGGAAAGAUGCUCGAAGCGGGCAUAAUUGAGAAAUCAAACUCAGCAUAUGCCUCACGUGUUGUACUGGUGAAAAAGAAGGAUGCCAAUUACAGGUUCUGUGACGAUUACAGGAAAAUCAAUGGGAUAACAAAGUUUGAUGCACAACCAAUCGGAAAUCCGGAUGCAAUGUUCCAGAAAAUGCAGAAAGGACGAUACUUUUCCAAAAUGGAUCUGGCGAAGGGUUACUGGCAAAUACCAAUGAGUGAGGAUUCGCAGCAAUACACUGCUUUCAUAACAGAGUUUGGUAUGUUUCAAUUCAAACGUAUGCCAUUUGGGCUGGUCAAUUCAGGAGCCACAUUCACGAAGAUGAUGCACCAUGUUUUGAAAGGACUACCAACUACGGACAGCUUUGUUGACGACAUUAUCACGCAUUCGAAGGACUUCGAGGGACAUUUAAGAGAUGUAAGAAAGGUUCUGGAGAGGCUGCAUGAUUCAACAUUGACCAUCAAGCCAUCAAAAUGCAUGUUGGGGUACACUCACAUGGAAUUCAUAGGUCACGAACUGGGAGAAGAUGCUACCACGAAAGGUAAGCCAAAUAAAGUCGAAUGGGACGAGAGCAUGGAGAAAGCGUUCACCACGAUGAUCGCAAUCUUGUCGAAGUCACCUGUUCUGAGAUUGCCUGACUUCAACAAGGACUUCAUCCUGAGAACAGAUGCAUCAAACACAGGUAUUGGCGCAAUUCUUUUGCAGGAACACGAGGGUUCAAAGUUUCCUGUGAUGUACGCCAGCAGGAAGUUGAAUGCGGUAUCGGCGACAAGGGUCGACCGGGACGCGCCACAACGAGGUUGUUCUGGCAAGUGUUGGACGCCGCCAGAGGACCGAGGGUCGGGCGAGGGUAAUCUGUGCCGCAGUAAGCAAGAAACGUUGGACGCCGCCAGAGGACCUAAGGUCAGGCGAGAGCCAUCCAUGUCGCGGUGGGGUGGACACAUAGGGCGCCACCAAAGGGUCGAGGACCUAGUGUGA